Molecule: messenger RNA, 1221 nt
Organism: Drosophila rhopaloa
Lineage: Eukaryota; Metazoa; Arthropoda; Insecta; Diptera; Drosophilidae
Source: RefSeq, a predicted model, not a curated record
AUGGAUACCAUAUUGAUGGUGGAAAAAUCAGAAGUUCCGGGAAUAGCUGUACAAUGUAAACUGCUGUUGCCUAAUGGAGAUCUAAGGAGGUAUGAAUUCGAUAUAACGGAUCUUGGACUCCGACGUCGCCUUGUAUGCCGAUUUUAUGGAAUUCUUAUCAUACAGCUGGUCUGCACUUUGCCCCCUGGAGUUCCUACAAAAUAUUAUUUGCCUUACAAUUAUGUAGUGCCUAUAUCUUUGGUAUUCACUAUGUUCUUAUAUACCUGCUUUUACGUUUGGCGGGAGUGGAGAAGAGUUGCCCCCACAACUACCUUGUGCUUUUGCUAAGUAUGUAUCGGAUCCUUCAAUAGAGUAUACCUAUUGAAUAUGGUACAAAAUCAUUGGGUUUAUUGCUAUCCGGUCAUACUAAUUCUGGAGAUCUUGGCCUUAAUGCUGUACUCUAGUCAGAAGCGGUUUCGGUUCACCCAGAUACGUGGAAUUUCUAUAAUCUGCCUCGUGUUUGGUUUCUUCCUACUUCUGGCCUACCGUUUGAACCGGAUGGUAGAAGUCUUCUCCGGAAUGGCCUGUACAGUGGAGGCGUGGUACGUCAUCUAUGACACCCAAUACAUGCUCUGCGGACGACAUGGCUACAAUAUUGGACCCGAAGAGUGUGUCUUUGCCGCCUGUAACAUCCACUGCGAUCUGCCCAAGGGGCUGUGGCGUCUGAUGAAGAUGCUCUUGCUCAGCAAAAUCUUGGAAACUAUUCGUUUUUUCCGCGAAUGCUUUAGGACCGAGGUUUGCUAGUGCUGUCCCAGCUGGCUUGGAAAAAAUUUAUUUUUAAUUCCUUUUCGACUGUCAAAAUUUUUUUAAUAAAAAUGAUCUUCAGCGAUUCUUGAACUCUUCAUUAUCAGCAACAAGCUAAACAUGUUCCUGGAGCAGGCUUGUCCAUAUUUAAUCAGAGAGCUAUGAUAAUCAUCACAGAAACACCUCUUAAGGAAUGGGUGAAUCUGAAAUGGAAAUGUAUUUGAAGAGUGGCAUAAAAGCAGCCUUGGGUAACUCGAAAAUGCCAAAGUGAAAACGAUUCGAUAAGCACAUCAACAAACUAAAGUAGAUGUACCCGCCACAAAUGCAACAUUUUUAGGCCAAUUAAAAUUAUCCCACGGGUUAGAGGAAAAUACUUGGUAAAUCGAAAGACAAUUUCUCAUAAUAAACAAUCUGUACCUCCCCCUUUGAGCAAUAAUC